Homarus americanus (American lobster) is the source of this 5191-nucleotide messenger RNA. Its product is annotated as multidrug resistance-associated protein 1-like. The transcript has 32 exons. Gene Ontology annotation, biological process: transmembrane transport. NCBI's taxonomy places the organism in Eukaryota, Metazoa, Arthropoda, Malacostraca, Decapoda, Nephropidae. The record is from RefSeq and is a predicted model, not a curated record. Gene Ontology annotation, molecular function: ATP hydrolysis activity; ATP binding; ABC-type transporter activity. The coding region runs from base 325 to 5049 and encodes 1574 amino acids. Gene Ontology annotation, cellular component: membrane.
CUAAACCACAGCAGAAAUCUCUUAUAGUGUCGACCAGUUCCCAAGGGAGAGAGAGGCGGAGUUACAUCAUGUUAAGAGACUAGGGGCAGCCUUAAUGCGGGGUGCCACCCGGGAGGCGGCGACGUCAUGCCAGGGAGGCAAAAUCUGAGGAAGCUUGUAUCACGACCUUCAGUUCUCAACACUCCCUCACCAAGAACACUUAAGGUAGAUACGAAUGGUUCCCACCAGUUCCUAUCAGAUAAAGCGUGAGAAUAAUGAUCUUCUGAAUGAAAUUUCCAUGCUAGGGGAAGAAGUUCGUCAUCUGGGUGCAACCUGCCAGAAGAAAUGGAGACGUCGGCUGUUGAAAAGUCAGACAGCUUCUACUAUCUCACUCAACUGUGUAAUGGACCUUUCUGGAAUGUAAGUACUGCCUGGGAAGCCGAAGUGCCUGAUUUUGGGACCUGUGCUGAGCGGACAGUGUUGGUGUGGCUGCCCUGCCUCCUUCUUUGGUUGUGUGCUCCUAUCUACAUCUUUCAUCUUAAGAGCAGGCCCAUUGACCCGGUGCCAUGGACUGCAGUCAGCUAUACAAAGAUGAUGGUGUCAGCUUUGCUAGUAAUUGUGUGGGGGUCGGAGAUUGUGUGGGCUGGACUCAAGGGCCCUAUUGUUGUCCCAACAGCUGACUUCAUAGCACCUAUAGUCCUCUUAAUAACUCAGGCACUGCAUGUAAUACUAGUUGCGUCGGAUCACCGUCAUGGUAAACGCACCAGUGGCCUACUCUGGUGCUUCUGGUUAAGCAUGUUGAUGUGUGGCAUCCCACAACUCUACACUACAGUCAUCACCACGGUCCAUGGAGAUGGGAAGCUGCCUGCUGUAUUAGUGGUCACCUUCCUGGUGCAGUACCUUUGCUGUCUGGCACUCUUCAUCACAAACUGUAUCUCUCAUGCACCAUCUAAGUUACAAAGUCUCUUUAUGACUGAGAAAGCAAGUCCAAAGUUACAAGCCUCAUUUCUGAGUCGUCUCUUCUUCUUAUGGAAUGCCCCCUUGAUUUGGCGAGGUUGGCGGAACCCUCUCACCUUCCAGGACAUGUGGGAUGUGGUUCCUGAGGAUUCUGCUUUAUCUGUGUUUAACCUGUGGCAAGACACCAUGGCCGGGGGAAAAUCUUCUCACAAGUUACUUAAAAUGAAGCAAAAUAUCAAGAAGAACAGCUUCACUAUCACAUCUGUACCUCAACACAUGGGCCUGUCGGUGUUAUGGAGACUUUGGAUAAUGAUACGGAGGUCUUUGAUAGGUUCCUUCGUAAUUUACCUUAUUUCUGAGGCCUUACGUUUCGUCACUCCAAAACUUCUCAGUUUGCUCAUCUCCUUCAUCACCAACAAGACAGAGCCUAUGUGGCAUGGAUACUUAUAUGCAGUGAUGAUGUUAUUGAUUUGUGAGUGUGCAAGUAUAGUCAAGAAUAAUUUCUUCGACAUCGCUCUCAUCCUAUCUGUCAGGGUUCGCUCAGCACUUAUGUCUGCUGUCUAUGCAAAGGCUUUGAAAUUGUCUGGGUCUGCUCGGCGGGAGUCAACUCUGGGUCAGAUAGUGAACCUGAUGGCUGUGGAUGCUCAAAUAAUUGGGGAUACAGUGUUGCAGAUAUAUGGUUUGCUGUUUGCACCCCUGAUCAUCCUGGUGUGUCUCAUCCUCCUCUGGCAGGAACUUGGGCCAUCUGUGCUAACUGGGUUGGUUUUCAUGCUGCUCAUCAUCCCCAUCAACAGUGUUCUGGUGAACAAGUCCAAGUUAAUUCAGGAGGAGACAAUGACCAUCAGAGACAAGAGAGUCAGGAUGACUAGUGAAAUUAUCAAUGGCAUUAAGGUACUAAAACUCUACGCCUGGGAGGGUUCUUUCGCUGCUAAGGUGGAGGAGGUGCGCAAGAAAGAAAUGAAACUUCUGACAAACUUAGGAAUUUUGCAGUCAAUUAAUUCAUUCAUCUUCAAUGUCACUCCAUAUAUGGUGGCACUGGUUACAUUCACCACAUACCUGUUAGUGUCAGAGGACAAUAUACUUAAUGCUCAGAAAGCCUUCGUCUCUCUCUCACUCUUCAACAUAAUGCGCUUCCCCAUCAUCCAAAUGCCAACAGUCAUCUCCCAGAUAAUUCAGGCAAGUGUAUCACUGGUGAGAAUGGAGAAGUACUUGUCUGCUGAUGAAUUGGAUCCCUUUGCUGUGUUGAAUGAUACUUCUGGAUCUAGUUCUGUGGUGGUGCAUGGAGGAGAGUUUUGCUGGGAUGGUGAUGAAGGGAACAUCAUUUGGCACCUGCGAGAUAUAGAUGUUGAGGUUGAGUGUGGCCAGCUGAUGGCAGUAGUCGGACCUGUUGGAGCAGGCAAAAGCUCUUUCAUGUCUGCCUUAUUAGGUGAAAUGAAGAAGACUGCUGGAAGAGUUGCUAUCAAUGGGAGUCUGGCAUAUGUUUCCCAACAAGCUUGGCUCCAAAACGCAACCCUGCGCGAAAACAUCAUCUGGGGCCUACCCUUCAACAGGAAACGCUACCAAAAAGUAGUUAGGGCAUGUGCUCUCCAAGCCGACCUGGAUAUGUUGCCUGCAGGGGACAUGACAGAGAUUGGAGAGAAGGGAAUCAAUAUAAGUGGUGGACAGAAGCAGCGUGUAGCCCUGGCCAGAGCAGUUUACAGUAACUCAGAAAUUAUCUUACUUGAUGAUCCUCUCAGUGCUGUUGAUGCUCAUGUAGGGAGACACCUCUUUGAACAAGUCAUAGGACCUCAUGGUGUACUGAAGGGCAAGACACGUGUUUUGGUGACCCAUUCUGUAACAGUGCUGCCACAAGUUGACUAUGUGGUUGUGAUGAAAGAUGGAAGGAUGGUGGAAAAGGGCACUUAUGACCAACUUGUGUCCUCUGGUGGAGAGUUUGCUCAGUUCAUUGUACAACAUUUAAAUGACAUGGGUGAUGAAGAUGUCAAAGAAGAGCUGGAUGAGCUGUAUGAGCAUCUGGAAGGUGUGGCAGGGGGAGAACCUUUACUUCAACAGUUGUCUCUCAGGAAAAGUAGCAUCAACAUUACCAGAGUACAGGAAAUGGUUGGUCGACACAGGAGUGCAAGUGAAACAGAUCCUGGAAGUGGCAGUAAAUUUACCACAUAUGGUCUCAACGACAGUUGCCCAGUGCUAACCCGAAUUGGCAGUUCACAGAACUGCGACAAUAUUUCUGUAUAUAGCAGCAUAACAUCCGUGAAUGAAUAUGCAGCCACAGAAGGACAUGAUUUACCAAAGCAAAAUACUAUGAACUGGAAUUUGUCUUUGAAGAAAGGUCAAAUAUUAGUUGAAGAAGAAACUACCGAGACAGGCAAGAUCGCUGGCCAUGUGUACAAGGUGUACAUAAGAGCUAUGGGCCUGAUGUAUGCACUCCCACCUCUCAUCUUAAUGACUCUGGGACAAGCAUGCAAUGCAGGCAGCAACAUCUGGCUCUCUGAUUGGUCCAGUUCAAAUUCCAUUAACUCAACCAACAGCUCUGCAGUCUCCAGGGAUACCUUCUUGACUUUCUAUGGUGCCUUUGGUGUUGGUCAAUCAUUUUUCAUGUUUAUGGGGAUCUUGGUGAUAAUGCUGGGUACUCUGCGCUCUGCCAAUUAUCUUCACCACAACCUCCUCAGAAAUGUUGUUCGCCUACCAAUGAGUUUCUUUGACACUAAUCCUAGUGGCCGCAUCAUUAAUCGCUUUGGUAAAGAGGUUAAUGUCCUAGAUACCGUUUUGCCAGGUACACUUCGGGCUUACACUACCAUUUUGACCUUGGUUGUGACAACCAUGAUAGUCAUUGUGGUGGCUACACCCAUUGCAGCUGCCUUCAUUGUUCCAAUGAUGAUUGUCUACUACAUCAUUCAGCAGGUGUUUGUCACAACUUCAAGGCAACUUAAACGUAUUGAAUCUGUCUCCAAAUCACCCAUAUAUUCCCACUUUAGUGAAACAAUACAGGGAGCAUCAGUCAUACGAGCCUUUAAGAAACAAGAUGAUUUCUUCCAGGAGUCUCUUCAAUUGAUUGAGAAUAGUCUUAAAGCAAUUUAUGUAAAUGUUGGUGUUAACAGAUGGCUGGGUGUCCACCUGGAGACAAUAGGUAACCUCAUCACCUUUGCAGCAGCCAUAUUAGGAGUAGCAGGACGUGAAACCAUCAGUCCAGGAAUUGUUGGGUUAUCUGUGUCUUAUGCUCUUAAUGUUACAGCCAUCCUGAACUGGCUGGUACGUAUUGUGUCAGAUGCAGAGGCCAACAUCAUUUCAGCAGAGAGGAUUAAUGAGUACAUACAGUUGGAACAAGAAGCACCGUGGAAACUAAAGGACCAGACAUCACCUAAGUCGUGGCCAAAAGAGGGUCGCAUCACCUUCAGUAACUAUGAGACCCGAUACAGACCUGGGCUGGAGCUCGUCCUUAAAGGCAUCACCUGCACUAUUAAGCCAGCUGAAAAGGUGGGCAUUGUGGGCAGGACGGGUGCCGGCAAGUCGUCCCUCACAUUGGCACUCUUUCGUCUCAUAGAGCCUUCUGGUGGCCAAAUUGAUAUUGAUGGUGUUGACAUUACCAAGAUUGGUCUCCAUGAUCUCCGAGGUCACAUCAGUAUUAUACCCCAGGAUCCAGUACUGUUCAGUGGGACACUCCGCAUGAAUCUCGACCCAUUUGAUGUCCAUGAAGACAUGGACAUUUGGCAUGCACUUGAGCUUGCUCAUCUUAGUCAAUACAUCCGCAGUCAACCACAAGGUCUUGAACACAUGGUAGAUGAGGACGGCUCCAACUUUAGUGUUGGCCAGAGGCAAUUGGUGUGUCUGGCACGGGCAUUACUCCGCAACUCUCAGGUUUUGGUGCUUGAUGAAGCCACAGCAGCUGUCGACUUGGAAACUGACAAGCUUCUCCAGACAACCAUCCGCAAGCAUUUUAAUGACUGUACUGUGCUUACAAUAGCACAUCGCCUCAACACAAUCAUUGACUAUGACAGGGUGAUGGUACUGAAGGAAGGGAAGAUUGUUGAAUUCGACUCCCCAUCAGCUCUGUUAAGCUGUCCUGAUUCUAUUUUUUAUGGCUUGGCUCAAGAUGCUGGAAUACCGGUAGUUUAGUUUCUCUCAACAUUCAGUAUUUUUGGUAGUACAGGUAGUUCUGCUAUAACGCGAUAAUUGUGUUCUUGUAAAAUAUCGUGUUAUAGAAAAUCGCGUAAUAGAAAUAACAGGGCUUAUGGAGAAAAUAGGGUUAGGUGCAGAU